Molecule: messenger RNA, 9879 nt
Organism: Toxotes jaculatrix (banded archerfish)
Lineage: Eukaryota; Metazoa; Chordata; Actinopteri; Toxotidae
Gene: bahcc1b
Product: BAH domain and coiled-coil containing 1b
Exons: 28
Coding region: 329-8683 (2784 amino acids)
Molecular function (GO): chromatin binding
Source: RefSeq, a predicted model, not a curated record
UGCGUCUCUCCCAUACCUCAACUGACUGCACACUACAGUCUGCAGCAGCAUAGGAUGUAAUCAAUCCCACAUGUUUCUUCUCUGCGACUCGGGGAUUUUCACUUUGAAUAUUUUUGUACUUUUCCUUUCAUUAUAACCUCCUCGCCGAACAAUGGAUAUAACUUACCAGACAUGACGGGGACUCAGUUUCUACCCUGCAAAGCCAAAACUCCGCUCAAUGCGAGGGGAGCCCGAAGUUCAUAAAAGGGAUUAUUUGCAUCUGGGUGCCUGAGACCUUCGGUGCCUCCGGAUUUUACUUUGGAUUUGGGAUUUAUCGGUUCUCGCCGGGAUGGAAAGCCGAGAUUUCGCUCCACCGCACCACCUCCUGACGGAGCGGAGCGCGUUGGUGCACAGCGCCGCGUCUCGGAUGGCGCCAGGCGGCCACGGCUCCGUGCAGCACCCCGCUCACUUCCAGCCCGGGAAAUACUACUCAUCCCACCUCUCCAUGGCUCCGCACUCAGGUGCUUCCUUCAUGGGUUCCUUCCUGGCCAGCAGUCUGGGGUCCCCACCUUCCCACCCUCCUCACCCCUCGGGACCUGCUGCCUCCCCCUCCUCCCCGUCCUACAGGGCUGGACCCCAUUCGAGCGCUUCCCCUAUCUGGUUCCCCCAUUCACAUGAAGGGUACCCCGGCUAUUCAGGAAGUCUUGCUUCUCCUUUUCUCCCCAUGAGUCCCCUGGAUCACCAUAGCAACGGUCUCUAUGGACAGCACCGCUUCUAUGAAACUCAAAAAGAUCACUUCUAUCUGAGAGGCCUUCCUCCCCAGCCCCCUCUGCUCUCCACCAAUCACAGCCUUCCGCCGUUGUCCAGGACUGCCCCAGGCCACCCUCUUGGCUCUUGCAGCCGGGAGACGGACAAUGGGGGAGGAGGCGGGAAGAGCACCAAGGAUGUGGGUGAGAAGGGGGUUUCAUCUGCGUCAAAGGACAAGGAGCGAGCAAGCAGCAAGGAGCGGCACCAGGAGAGCAAAGACAAACAACAUCAGUUCCAUCAUCAUCAUCCUCAUCAGACGAACCCUGCCACCACUACAUCCAGCUACCACCACCAAGCUUACCCCCACCCUCACCAUGCCCUCCUUUCUCACCUCACACCCCAGGGCAGGGAGGAGGACCACAGACACUCUCUAGAGCGACACAAGGAGUACAGAGACAGCGACUCGGGCAAUCAGGGGACAAAACAUAUGACUGCCUGUAAACUGUCCAGUGGUUCGGGGGCAGAGACUGGCUCUGGAGGAAAAGGGGGAGCAUUGAGUAGCUGCAGCGGUGGUGGGGUGAGCAGACCUCCAUCUGGAGGGGGCAGGCGGUGCUCCAAGGAUGGACCCAUAAAUGGGGAGAUGAGGAUCAGCGAAUCCUCAACUUCCUCUUCUGAAUGUAUGAGACGAGGGACAGCUGCAGCAACAGCCAUCUUGGCACCUCCUGCGCCCCACUCUGUGGCCUCCUACUCAAUGCCUCCCCCUCCCCCUCCGCCACCCCCUCCUCAUGCCUUGCACAUGGGCUCCACAGUCACAGGAGGGUGGAUACACCACACACAUCACCAUCCUCAUCCUGAGUUUUACUGUUCCCCAGCCCCUCUUACACUGACACCCUCGAAAGAUCCCGCAUCCACCCCUGGUGGGUCUGGUAGGGAGGCAAAAGUCAUUGGCCCAACUUACGUGCCCUCAGUUGGGCCUCUGGGAGACCUGGCAGCUCCUGACUGCCGUGGAGCAGGAGGAGGUGGGAGAAAGGGAGAUGAUAAGAGUGGGGAGGGAUCUUAUGAAAGUCCCUCUCAUCACCUUAGCCGACUAAGCAGUUGCCAGAAGAAGGACAAAUCCCAGCCACACCAGCAGCAGCUGGGAUAUGGCAAAGCUGACAAACCUCCUGACUGGAGCCACCAGACACAGAACUUCCACAAGCCCAGCUCCAGCGUGAGCUCUCAGCCUGAGCUGCGAUCCUGCAGCCUGGAAAGAUCUUCAUCCUUUAGAGAUUUAGAGGCUGUGGACGAUGUUUACCGGCCCUCACUCCCACUAGAUACCCCGGGGACACACCCUGCUGCUGGACAGGGCACAUCAAAGAAUGGCUCCGAUACCAGCACUCCUCCCUUCAGGGACUGUUCCCACUCAAGUCCUCAUCCUGAAGGGAGGGGGGGAUCAGGGGCUCAGAGGGAGGGACAAAAGGUUGCAAGGAUAAGGCACCAGCAGCACAGCAGCCCUGGAGCAAGUACAGAAGAGAGAGGAAGAGACGGAGGUCAGACAGCACCUUCCUGGGGGGCUCGAGGGGGCCACCAGGAUGACCAGAGAAAAGGCUCCCAUCAUGCAUCUGUUGGUAAUGUUGAAGUACGAGCGCUCAGCAACCGAGCUCCAAAUAGUGACCAUAACCAACCCCAUUCUCAACCUCCUCCACCUCUAUCCCGCUCCUCAUCACACACCACUGAGGUUGAGGGUAGUGCCAUGAAGAACCUAAUGAACUACAGCUCCCAGCAGCCACUGCUGCUGCCACAGCGGAGCCCCUUUGGAGGUCUGGGCUGCAUCAAGCAGGGUGGAGAGAGAUCAGAGAAGGGGGACAGAGGAGGUUCUAAAAGCAGCACCUCCCAACAAGACCCUCCCAAACAGUCGCUCCCUCCUCGCCGAGGAUCCACUAAUGAGGGAGAGAGGGGUGACAGAGGUGGGAAGGAGACUGGGGACACAGGAGAGGGAGAGGUGCGACAGCCUCCUGUGGGUAUUGCCGUUGCGGUAGCCCGGCCACCCCAUCGUUCCCCAGACAACACCCCUGGACACAGCAGACAAGGCAGGGUGCUGCCCAGCAUGAAAGGGGUGACACGCCCCGUGUAUCCUCUCGGCCGGGAGGCAGAGGAGAGGAAGAGGAUGACAGAGGAGCAGAUUGGCCUUCAUCACCUGGACAGAGACAGAGAAAUAAUCAUCAGGGAAAACAAGGAUCGGGUGGAGUUUGCCAGGAUCCACCCUUCUAGUAGCUGCCACGGUGACCUGACCUCUCACCUCCUGGUUUCCGGAGGAGCCAACCAAUUGGGGGCGGACCCUGCUGCACAUGCUCACCCGGCUCACCACCACUGGAUGCAGAGGACAGGAAGUCCCUCCCUCUGGAUGGGGCAUUCAUACAGUCUAAGCCACGUGGGAAUGAGCCCAGGUUUCCCCCCAGGUCUGCCCAGCCCUCUGCAGCCCGUCUUGGGUUCACUCACCCAAGAUCCCAACUCCCCACUAGUGGUUCUUCCUACAGAACCUGGGCCUCAUCAUCAUCUCGACGUUUUGGAGCAGUCAGGUCUAUGGCCUCCUGUGUACGGAAGCCGGGGGCCGCCUCCUCACCUGCAGCAUCACCCCGUCUACUCCCGCUCCUCAUUCCUACGCCAACAGGAGCUGUAUGCCCUGCAGCAGCAGCACCAGCAGCAGCAGCGGGCCAUGGAGCACAUGCAGCGCCACUCCAUAGGACAGAGAAAACAUGAGGAGCAUGCCAUCACUAUAGAAGACUCUCCUCACGAAUCUUCAGCAUCCAGAACGCCCCCAUCUUCUUCCUCUUCUUCCUCCACCACCUCUUCUCAUGCGGCCAAACCCUUCUCUCACACUCCUCCUCCGCCGAAGACACCCACGCCGUCUCCAGGGAUGUGUCCUACCAGCCGUCAGUCGCCCUGCUACCACUCCCCAUCCAGGCGCCCGCACCCACCGAACCCUCUGACCCCUGCGCCAAGCCCGGCUGCGGCGGCACCCCGCUCCCCGGCGCUCAGCCCUGCUCCUUCCCACCUUUCUAAAGGGCUAGAGAGGGGCAGCGACAGAGGAGAGGGACAGCCACCUCAGGACUACCCACAGUCCCUUGAGCCAGACUUGCCACCUGUUUACACCUUUCCCCCGAUCACCAUGGGUUACAAGGCUGGGCCUUCGCCUGCUGAAGCCCGGUUGGCUGAACAAGCCACGGCGGAGGCAGAGCCAGCAGAGCCUGACUCCAAGUCCCUCCCACAUCCGUGCCAGGUCCAGCCUCUCACCAAAGAAGAGGAGAGGAGGGAAGAGGAGGAAAGGAGAGACUGUGAAGUGGUGGAAUCUCAGAGUGGAGCUGCAGAGGAAGAGAAGGGGGAAAGGAGGGCGGAAGCAAAAGGAUGCUCUGUCUCCGAGCCCGAGAGCGAGAUUUCUGGAUUGCCGCCAUGCCCUUCCCCGGCCCCAGUCUCAGAUCCAGCCUGCCCGGCCACAGCCACAGGCAAAACCCUAAAAGUAGAGCUCUCUCUGGGUUGUCCGGGCCAGAAGGCCAGCCUGGAGGAGCCUCAGCUAUCCAAAGAGCAGGAGGAUGAUAGGGAACAUGGAAAAGAGGACAUGGAGGAGGAUGAGGGAGAGAGAAUGGAGCCUGACCCAACAGAAUGUACUGUCUCUGUGCCUGUAGAGCCUGAAGAAGAGGAGAAGGAGGAGGCAGACGAGGAUGGGGACAAAGAUGGAGAGAAUGUAGAGGUGGUUGAUGAUGAGGAGGAAGAGGAGGCGAGUGGGAUGAGUCCAGGCAAUGACUUGGUGGAAGUAACGUCUAGCUCUCCUGCUCCUUCCCCAACCUCCGACCCCAUCCUCCCUCCUUCAGCAAGCACGGCAGCUCAGCUCCAAGGGGCCUACAUGUGGAGCCUGGAGCUCCUGAUUGCUGCGGCUCUGUGCGCCACCAGAGAUGCCUUGUACCCACCUGUACCUGCUGUCCGGGCCCCAAGCCCUCCACCCCACCAUGGUAUGGAGAUACUGGGAGAGCUGGCUGAGCUGGAGAUCCAGCAGAGGAGCAGGGAGAGCAAAGAAAAUGUCACUGAAGGUGAGGACAUGCUGACCUUUGACCUCCACAGUCUGGCUACGCUGGCGGCUGCCCGUGCCCUGGAGAUGGGGGGAGGAGCUGUAAAUGUGGGGGCGGACCAGCAGUGUCCAAUCAGGAAAAGGCUCAACCUGCGCAGGAAGUGUAGCUGGACGCCUCGCCACGAGCCGGUGUGCCCAGUGAAGGGCUCCAUGGAGACGAUGGGAGGGGAGGAGCUGGCCAUGCGUGUCCAACUGGCUGAGCUACAGCGCCGCUACAAAGAGAAACAGAGAGAACUGGCCAAGCUACAGAGGAAACACGACCACCAGAAAGAGGAGACAUCUCGUAGCCCUGCCCGCCGGGGGCCCGGUCGCCCCCGCAAGCGCAAGUCCACCCCCGGCCCAGCUGCUGCAGAGAGUUCCAAAAGACUCAGGGCUGGGCUGAAUUUGCUGGAGGAAAAAACCAGGAAGAAAAUGUCCAAUCACGACUUCAACAGCGUCAGUGCUGCACAGAUGAAGGCUUGCUGUAAGCACAGAGGUCGGCCCAGCACCCUGAGCUCCAGGCUGGCCAGACGGGUGACCCAGCUGAAGCAGAAGGCUGCGGCCCAGCGUGGUGCACCGUCAGCAGGCACGCUUUACUGCAGAGGGGACCCUGGAGCAGAGGAGACACUCAAGAGUCACUGCAGACAAGGAGGGAAAGACCCUCAGCAAGACUGGGCAGCCGGUCAGACCAUGAAGAGGAAGAGGGGUCGGAAGCCCAAAGUGUUGAUGGGUGUCGACCCGAACAGAGCUCAUCACAAGGACGGCCGGGUCUCUGAGAAACAGGAAGUUAGGGAAGAGAAAAGCGACAGUGAGAGCUCAGAACACGAGGAGGAGGAGGACGGCAGCUAUGACAGCGAAGAUGGAGCUGGUGACAUCAAGAUUAGCUCAUCUUCUAAAGAAACUCCUGCAAACCCUGCUGGGAUUGUGCCUUUUUCUUCACAGUCCUCCAAGCUCCAAACAAACCAGAAAGCCAGGAGUAAGAGACCAGGGCCUGCCGGCGUGGGGGGCAUUCCCAGUACAGAUCGGGGAAGAGCACCCAGAAGACCAAGCUUCGCCAACAUGGAGAGGCGACGUCCGGACCACCAGGGGACUAAAAGAGCAUCUCUGCCCAGCUGGGGUGUGUCAUCAGUGGGCUGCAGCUUUGGGGACGGCCGGGGGAACCAAGGAGCUCUGACAGAAGCAAACAGGACCAGCAAGGAAGCUGUUAAGAAGACCUCAGCAGGACAGGGCAUUCUGGGGAAGGCCAAGGGCCACGCAGUGAGCCGGCUCCUGCAGAGCUUCGCUGCUGAUGACGGCUUUCGCUUGGAUGAGGAAAGCAGCUUCUCCGAGGGAGAAGAGGAGGAGGAGGAAGAGGAAGAGGAAGAGGCGAAGGAGAAGAAGUCGAUCCAGCUUCCACCGAACAUGCCCUGCAGAAUACCGGCCCUGCCAAACUGUGUGCUGAGUAAAGAGAUGUUGGUGGACGGGCUGAAGAUCCUGAUCUCUAAGGAGGAUGAGUUGCUGUACGCCGCCUGUGUCCAAACUCUGGAUCUGCCUGACAUAUUCAGUGUUGUCAUUGAAGGAGAACGAGGGAAUCGCCCCAGGAUCUACUCAUUGGAGCAACUACUACAGGAAGCAGUAUUAGACGUGCGGCCCCAGACUGAGGCCAUCCUGACUGCGGGGACGCGAGUUUGUGCCUAUUGGAGCGAGCGGUCACGCUGCCUUUACCCUGGAUAUGUCCACCGGGGGGGUCCAGGUGAGGCUGAGAAGGAGGGCAGUGUGAUGGUGGAGUUUGAUGAUGGAGACAGAGGAAGGAUUUCCCUCGCAAACAUCAGACUUCUGCCCCCAGGAUACCAAAUCCGCUGUGCGGAACCCUCUCCGGCACUUCUGAUCUCACCUGGUCGCCGCGGUCGACGAAGCUCCACCCAGGAAAAGAAAGACACACCUGCAGAGAAGCCAGCCAAUGAGGAGCCAGCAGGGAGGCCCCAGGAGAAAAGACCAGUUGGCAGACCGAAGAAAAUCCACUCAGUGCCUAAGACUGCCAGCACACCGACAUCAGUAACAGACACUGUAACCAAAGGCACCACCACCUUACUGAACUGGUCUGUGCCGAGGAAAAGACCGCCGGUUGAUUUCUUCCUCUUCAAUGGGACGUCCCGUAAGACCCAGAGGAGGAUUCGAGAGCGAGACUUGGGUUUGUUUCAUCGGCUUGCCUCCCACCCUCUUGCUCCCCCAGCCCCUAUCAAAGGUAUCUUUGGCUCUCCUUUUGUAGUUGACUCAUUCAGUAGCAUCGCCAAUGGCUACUCUACGUUUGGAAGCAGUGGAAGCUCUGGAGCUGGGCGACCGGUCACCACAGUUGCUUCCAUGGGCCUCCGGGACUCAUCGUCCUCGUCCUGCUCACCAGCUGUCACCAUGGCAAUGGCAACUGGAAGCAGGAAGCCAGUAAGCGAACGGGACAGGAAACAGUUCCUGGUGAAGCUCGAUCAUGAAGGAGUGACCUCUCCUAAAACAAAGAACAGCAAGGCCCUGCUUCGACUUGGAGGGAGCGGAGGGAGAGGAGGAAAGAGCCUUGCCUCGGCAGGAGCACCACUGCGAUACAUCCACCCAUCCCUGCUGGUGAAGGAUGGCAAGAAGGGAGGAGGGGAAAGAAACGCUGCUGAGGCCCGGUCAGAGUCUCUUCUAAAGGGCGCUCCAUCUCUAAGGAAGGAUCUUAUGUCUCCUGGUCUUGGAGUCCAAGGUGGGGAUUACAGUUUGGACUAUCCGAGUGACUGCCCCAGCUCCUACUCUGAGCUGGAUGAGGAUGAUGAGGAUGAUGGUCAAAAUGCUGAAGCACGUAGAAGAAGUGCUGCAGUCACAUCCCACCGUGGUGGUCGUUUUCUCUCUCGUCUCUCUGUCUGCUUCUCCUCAUCUUCUUCCUCCUCCUCCUCCUCCGGCUCCAUCUCCUCCUCGUCCCUCUGCUCCUCAGACAACGAUUCCUCCUACUCCUCUGAUGAAGAGUCCUCCUCUGUGUUGCUGCGCCGUGCACUGCUCCAGCAGGACAAACACAAGCACAGGCAGAGCAUGACCUCUGACCUCCUAAACCCUGACCCUACCACCUCCAGCUCUUCUCCCUCUGCCUCAGCCGCAUCUCACGGAUAUGUGGCCAAAGCCAGCAUGGCCGUCUCUGGGUCAAAGGUGAGGGCCGAGAGAGCAGAAGACAGGAAGGAGUUCAUGUCAAAAGGAAGUAUGGUGGCUAACAGUAGCUCAGCUAAGACCCAGAUGAAGAGGAAAGAAGGAGUUCCUAACAGCCACCAUCAGGGCCAAAGCAGUCCUGUGAGCCAGCAGCCAAAACCUGCCUCCAAGGACCUGGCAACAGCUAAGAGACAGAGGAUGUCUUCACCUGAGCCUCUGCCCAACAUGGCCCCCCUGAUACCGGGACGCCAGCUGUGGAAAUGGUCGGGCAACCCUACACAGAGAAGAGGUCUGAAGGGUAAAGCCCGCAAGCUUUUCUACAAGGCCAUCGUGCGGGGCAAGGAGACGGUGCGUGUCGGGGACUGUGCUGUGUUCCUGUCACCUGGCCGGCCACAGCUGCCCUACGUAGGCAGAGUGGAGAGCCUCUGGGAGUCGUGGAGCUCCAGCAUGGUGGUCAGGGUCAAGUGGUUCUACCACCCGGAGGAGACUCGCCUGGGAAAGCGACACCGAGACGGCAAGAAUGCCUUGUAUCAGUCUAGCCAUGAGGAUGAGAAUGACGUGCAGACCAUCUCCCAUCGCUGCCAGGUGGUCAGCAGGGCCGAGUACGAUCACCUGAUACGUGAGCGCAAGCCGUGUAACGCAGCGAACGACCUGUUCUACCUGGCCGGAACCUACGAACCAACCACAGGCCAGCUGAUCAGCGCAGACGGCAUGGCCAUUGUGUCCUAGAACCACCAGCUAGAGAGAAAUCUAACUAUUGACCCGAACUCUGGAGUUGACUUCCUCCAGGACGGUCCUUCAGAGCAGAGCAGGGGGCAGAGGGAAACCAAGACAAAGAGUUUCGGCUCUGUGCAUUGAUCUGUCCCUUGUAAGAGAAGGAGCUAGCCCACUGGAUAAAGCCCGGCAGUACUGGCACUUAUGAGGAGUCUGGUUUGUUCUGGGGAAAAGUCUGAUCCAUGUCAGAUUUAACCUCUUUAUCAGAUGUGGACUGAGGCUCCUUGUCGCAGCGAGAGUCUGCAGCCCUUCCCUGUGGCUGAAAUAACAGAGUAUUUCGCCACUGCGACAAGAUUACUGCAACAAAAGAACAGGAACCAUGGACAUGAGCACUUUGGAGUACGGUGGCUUGGAUAUACUUUGGAGGGAGGGUGGCAGACUUGGCUUUCUGAAACAGACAGACUCAGAGAGCGGGAGAGACUGUAUGGUAAGGAGAGACUUACUGUGAACCACACUGGUUUGGAUGGUUUUAAUGGUCUUAUACUGAUAGUUUGACGAUGACAACACGAUUGGGAGAUCCCCAACAGGACCAAAAAACACUGUAGUUCGGACUUAUGUGUAAGUGUGUGUGUGUGUAUGUGUUUGCAGAGUGGCUGCGAUGACCCUGUUUGGCAUUUAAUGAGCUCUAAGUAAAUAGUGCUUUAGCGUGUGUGUUUGUAUUGUGUGUGUGUGUCUGUGUGUCUGUGUGUGUGUGUGUGUGUGCGUGUGCGUGUGUGUGUGUGUGUGUGUGUGUAUGUGUGUAUGUGUGUGUGUGUGGUCAUGCACGUGUACGACCUGUGCUCAUCAAGCAAAGAUGACGUCAUGACACACCGUCGGUAUGUCUCUAACACUCUGAAUAUUAAUCUAUCCAGUACUUAACGUGCAGUUUUCAGUCCUCGUGAUGGAAACGCGUUUUUUUUUUUUCUCCUGUCAAGCCAUACACGUCAAUACCUCUCUCUCGUAUCCUCCUAUUCAGGUGCGAAGACACAUGUACAGGUAGUUGUUUAUUUGAACAGUGUGUGCAUGUUGGUGUGCGUGCAUAUGUGUGCAUGGGGCGAGUGCGUGUGCUUUGUACAGCAUUAUGUAUAAAAUAACAUGUUGUAAAUAGUAUACAUAUAUAUUUGUUUUUUUGUUGUUUUCUUUUGCAGAGAAGAUUAUUUUAUUUAGAUUUU